Molecule: messenger RNA, 1200 nt
Organism: Mollisia scopiformis
Lineage: Eukaryota; Fungi; Ascomycota; Leotiomycetes; Helotiales; Mollisiaceae
Product: putative S-adenosylmethionine synthase
Exons: 3
Coding region: 1-1200 (399 amino acids)
Biological process (GO): S-adenosylmethionine biosynthetic process
Cellular component (GO): cytosol
Molecular function (GO): ATP binding; methionine adenosyltransferase activity
Source: RefSeq, a predicted model, not a curated record
AUGUCCCACAUCAAUGGAAGCAACGGUACCAACGGCCACAAGGUCCAUCACAAUCAAGGAACCUUCCUCUUCACCUCUGAGUCCGUAGGAGAAGGCCACCCAGACAAGAUCGCUGAUCAAGUCUCUGAUGCCGUUCUCGAUGCUUGCUUAGCCGUCGACCCCCUCUCCAAGGUUGCUUGCGAGACUGCCACCAAGACUGGUAUGGUCAUGGUUUUUGGUGAAAUUACUACCAAGCACAACAUCGACUACCAGAAGGUUAUUCGAAAUGCCAUCAAGGAUAUCGGAUACGAUGACUCUGCCAAGGGUUUCGACUACAAGACCUGCAACAUCUUGGUGGCCAUCGAGGAACAGUCCCCCGAUAUCGCUCAAGGUCUCCAUUACGAGAAAGCACUCGAACAACUAGGUGCUGGUGAUCAAGGUAUCAUGUUCGGUUAUGCUACAGAUGAAACUCCAGAGUUGUUCCCUUUGACUCUGCAAUUGGCACACAAGCUUAACGCUGAGAUGGCUGCUUCUCGACGCGACGGUUCCAUCCCAUGGCUCCGACCCGACACCAAGACUCAAGUCACUAUUGAAUACAAGCAUGAUAACGGUGCAGUCGUUCCUCUCAGAGUCCACACUGUAGUCGUAUCUGCUCAACACGCUGAGUCAAUCUCUACUGAGCAAUUGCGAAAGGAAAUUAAAGAGAAGAUCAUCAAGAAGGUCAUCCCUGCCAAGUACUUGGACGAUGAGACCAUCUACCACAUCCAACCCUCUGGACUCUUCAUCAUCGGUGGUCCCCAAGGUGAUGCUGGUCUUACUGGCCGAAAGAUCAUCGUUGACACCUACGGUGGAUGGGGUGCUCACGGUGGUGGAGCUUUCUCCGGAAAGGAUUUCUCCAAGGUCGAUCGAUCUGCAGCCUAUCUUGCCAGAUGGAUCGCAAAGUCAUUGGUUAACGCCAAGCUCUGCAGACGUGCUCUCGUCCAGCUCUCAUACGCCAUCGGUGUUGCUGAGCCACUCUCCAUCUUCGUUGACAGCUACGGCACCUCUAACCUCUCCUCUGACGAGCUCGUCGAAAUUAUCAACAAGAAUUUUGAUCUCCGACCUGGUGUGAUUGUCAAGGAGCUUGACUUGGCCAAGCCAAUCUACUUCCAGACUGCCAAGAACGGUCACUUCACCAACCAAAACUUUAGUUGGGAGAAGCCUAAGACACUCAAGUUCUAA